GCCAACCUCCUCGGGCGCAGGGCCGCUGACAUGGGGGCCCUUCGGAUGCUGUUCCUGCUUCCGCUGCUUCGGGCAGCCGACGGGGAUUCUGGAGAUGGCGUGGAGGCCGAGGAAGUAGUCGCUGUGCUUCAGGAGUCCGUCAGCCUUCCCCUGGAGGUACCAUUCAAUGACAAGUUCGAGGACGUCAUCUGGUCCUCUCGCAUAAGGCUUGCCACGGUGGUUCUGGGGAGAGAGGGACAGCUGGCUACCAUUAUGGUGACCAACGCUCGAUACGCGGGCAGAGUGAGUUUCCCGGACCCCAGCUACUCCCUGCUCACCAGCAAUCUGAGCUGGGGGGACUCAGGGCCUUACAAGGCUCAGGUCAACCUGAGGACGUCCCAGAUCUCUGCUAGGCAGCAUUACAGUCUCCGUGUCUACCGACGGCUGUCGGAGCCUGGCGUCACGGUGGGCUUUGAGAACUCCAGGGAAGGUGGCUUUAAUGUGUCCCUGACGUGCUCCGUAGAGAAGGCGGGCCUGGAUGUGACCCACAGCUGGCUGUCCUGGGAACAUGGCACCUGAGACACUGAGACAGUCUGUGAGGGCUCUGCCCUCAGCGCGUCCUGGAGACCUGGGGACAAUGCCCUCUCCUAUACCUGCAGGGCCACCAACCCCAUCAGCAGCGUCCGUUCCUGUCUGGUCCUUGCCGGGCCCUUCUGUGCAGAUCCUGGCUAUGCCUCGGACACGUCCACUUACUUCUGCCUCUGGGCCAAAGGGCUGCUCUUCUCCUUCCUCGUGGUCACUCUGGCCGUGGGGCUCAGGCUCAUCUGAGCCCAGAAAAGAUGCAGAAUGCCAGGGAUGAGGACCCCCGGGAGAAACGAGGCUGAAGCCUCGCCCUGGCCUGGCCCGAUCGCCCCUUGGGGACCCCUGUGCUGAGCACUCUUUCUUCCCAACCCCUCCCCCCACCCUGGAGUC
Prionailurus viverrinus (fishing cat) is the source of this 951-nucleotide messenger RNA. It is a transcript of the gene SLAMF9, whose product is annotated as SLAM family member 9. The record is from RefSeq and is a predicted model, not a curated record. Gene Ontology annotation, biological process: T cell activation. The transcript has 4 exons. NCBI's taxonomy places the organism in Eukaryota, Metazoa, Chordata, Mammalia, Carnivora, Felidae. Gene Ontology annotation, cellular component: external side of plasma membrane.